UCAUCCUUCCCCUGGUGACACGUCCCAGCUCUGCCUUUUGAAAGCAAAGAUGAGCAGCACUCAAGCUGAGAAGUCCAUAGUGGGCAUGAUCGACAUGUUUCACAAAUACACCGGAAAUGACGACAAGAUUGACAAGCCCAGCCUGCUGACGAUGAUGAAGGAGAACUUCCCCAACUUCCUCAGUGCCUGUGACAAAAAGGGCACAAAUUACCUGGCCAAUGCCUUUGAGAAAAAGGACAAGAAUGGGGAUAAGAAGAUUGAUUUUUCUGAGUAUCUGUCCCUUCUGGGAGACAUAGCCAUUGACUACCACAAGCAGAGCCACGGAGCGGAGCCCUGCUCGGGGGGAAGCCAGUGAUCCAGCCCCACCCAGGGGCCUCCAGAGACCCCAGAACAAUAAAAUGUGUCCCGCCACAAGACACUUGCCUGAUGUCCUUCUCUUUGUGACUGACGUUGUCAAAACUACAAAUUCCAGGUCAAGUUUGUGAGAAUUUGUGAGAGACCCCAGAACAAUAAAAUGUGUCCCGCCACCAGA
Molecule: messenger RNA, 532 nt
Organism: Saimiri boliviensis boliviensis (Bolivian squirrel monkey)
Lineage: Eukaryota; Metazoa; Chordata; Mammalia; Primates; Cebidae
Product: protein S100-A7
Biological process (GO): endothelial cell migration
Cellular component (GO): cytoplasm; extracellular exosome
Molecular function (GO): calcium ion binding; calcium-dependent protein binding; transition metal ion binding
Source: RefSeq, a predicted model, not a curated record